Messenger RNA from Etheostoma cragini (Arkansas darter), 2425 nucleotides. Its product is annotated as butyrophilin subfamily 3 member A2-like. NCBI's taxonomy places the organism in Eukaryota, Metazoa, Chordata, Actinopteri, Perciformes, Percidae. Gene Ontology annotation, biological process: positive regulation of T cell proliferation; T cell costimulation; immune response. The coding region runs from base 195 to 1718 and encodes 507 amino acids. The record is from RefSeq and is a predicted model, not a curated record. The transcript has 10 exons. Gene Ontology annotation, cellular component: external side of plasma membrane.
GUGUGUGUGUGUGUGUGUGUGUGUGUGUGUGUGUGUGUGUGUGUGUGUGAGUGUGUGAAGGGAUUUUUCCACAUGAUGAAAAGGACGUCCUUAAUACAGCAGCAUAAUGCAGAGAGACUUCAGAUCAGCAGUGGCAGGAAGAGGGAAACACCAGAUGACAAUACAACUAGCUGUUACAUGACCUGCAGGUCUCAAUGGACUGGGCCCUACUUGUAGUUUUGCAAAUCAUGCUUCAGCCAUCUCUCUCAGUGCUGUUCACUGUUGAGGCAGAGCAAACCACAUACGUCUCAAAGUUUGGAGGAGAUGUUGUGAUGGGCUGCAGGUUUCAGCCUAAACUAUCAAAUUCUCAUGCUGACCUGAAGGUGACCUGGCACUCGAUGACCCCCAUUUUUGUUCGGGAUGUGUAUCGUAUGGAUAACUGGAAGGAGAACUUGGCGUCCCAGGAUUCAGACUAUCGGGGCAGAGUAAGGCUUCUCACUGAGGAGCUACAGAAAGGCUGGGCCAAGUUACAGGUCUCCGGGCUCAGGAUCAAUGACUCUGGGACCUACCAGUGUUUGGUGCAGACAGAAGACGGAGCUGAUUAUAAAAAGAUAACUUUGUCCGUUGUAGCACCGUAUGAAAAUGUGACUAAACACAUUCGGAAGGCUGCAGAAGGGGAUGAUGUGCUGCUAACCUGCCAGUCAAAGGGAUACCCCAGGUCUUCUGUUAUGUGGCAGGAUGGACACCAGCGGAAACUCAGUUCAAAUACCACAGCGAUCUUAACACCAGACCAGCUUUUUAAAGUCACCAGCGAGAUACGUGUCAGCUCAUCAGACAAAAACAACUACACGUGCAUCUUUGCAAAUGAUGUCUACUCUGCAACAUUUCAUAUUCCAGAUGAAAUACCUGUUCCUCAUGUAAAAAACGAUGCUCUCAUCAUCGUAUUGAGCAUAGGAGUGAUAAUGGUUGUCAUUAUCGUUGUUAUGCUGAUGUACCGACAACAAAAAGGUUCGAGGACUAAAAGUACCAGGAAACUUUUAGUCAACAGUCAAAGGUCUGUUCCUGCUGCUGCCUCAGGUCGACAAAUAAAUAAAGACAACGAGGAAGUGAUAACUAUUUUAAAUGAAGGUAGCAUGGAGGAACAUCUGGGGGCGUUUCUGAAAGCCUAUUAUUCCGAUACCUCCCUCAGCACAGAGGUGAGACGCCACUGUGACGCUUUCUGUGUGGAGGAGCUGCCUUACAAGCUCCAAAACAAUAAGGACCAGCCUGUGAAUCUUCAAGCUUUACUCCCAGAAGCUGGAGAGACUCUUUUUCUUGAGGGACCUUCAGGAAGCGGGAAGACAACCGUAGCCCACAUCCUGGUCUCUUCUUGGACUAAGAUGCACACACAUGCCCUCUCUAACCUCCUCGAUCUCAGCACUCUUAGACUUUUCUUAUAUGUUGACUGCAGCAAAGUGAAGGGUGACUUGUUUCAGGAAAUACUGAUUCAGCUUUCUCUCACGGAACAGAUAUCAGGGGAUGAGCUGAGAGCUAUUUUAACCAGGUCCAGUGAGGCACUGCUGUUGUUGGAUGGGUACAGAGAAGGGAAGGACUUUUUUGAUAAGUCCUUGAGGAAGUUUCUACUGGAAAAAAGAGGGUGCAGGGUGCUGCUCAUGGCCUGCCCCGGACACUGCCCCACACUCAAAGACACAGUUGGAACAGAAGGGGUGCUGCACCUCCAAACACAAAGUAUGACAUAAUGAGAACAUUUUUGACCAACAAAGACAGACAUUAAAACUUAUGUUUUUACACAGACUGUGAGGUUGGAUUUUAUUAUAAACCCAAAUAUGCUGCAAGUUGUUGAAAUUAAAGUGCUCAUAUUAUGCUUUUUGGCUUUUCCCAUUCCUUUAUUGUGUUAUAUGUCUUUUUUGCAUGUUAUAGGUUUACAAAGUGAAAAGCACAAAGUCCACCUCAAAGGGACUUACCAUCUUCAACAGAAAACACUGUUCACAGAUUGCUCCAAACAGAUCAAUUGUAGUCCAGCCUUUACUUGUGUGACAAACGUGCGUUACUUUGUAACACACGUUUUAAUGCUCGCAAAUGUGUUACCAUGGCAAACCUCAAACUGUUUCUGACUGGCCACCAGUGUUUACGUACUGAGCAUGUGCAACUCCCAACAAAGAUGGAACAGAAGUGUGAUGCUUCACUCUGUAGCUAAAACGGAGAGCUCGGCACACAGGGUAAGAAGAGGAGCUGCAGCAAUGUGCAGUGCAACAAAAAUAUGGUGUUUUUCAAAAUGAAGGCUAUAAACCUAUUCUGGUAGAACCUCUAAAUACAAUUAUGAACCUCAAGAGGAGCAAAAUAUGAGCAUUUUAUAUGUAAGACAUGCAAAUAAAUUCCACUUUUAUAUCCAUUACAUGACAGCCCUGAUUAUCAUUUUGAGUAAAAUUAUAACAUGUAAUAAUUC